AUGUCAGCGGUCAUCCAAUCAGAUAGUUCAGAAUCCGCAUGGGAUUUUGAGCCAUCUGAUGGGGGGUUCUCGAGUGAUCAAACAUCACUGAUCAGGAAGACAAAGGCGUUUAGAACAUUACAGGAAACAAACCAUGGAGUGCUGGAGCUGCACCAAGAGAAUAAAGUUGCAGUGACCAUCCUGCAGGACCCCUCAGCUGAGGAAACAUUAAUGCAUAAGGCAAAGAAUGUUAGAGGGGAUACAAUAUCCAAUAUCAAAACAAGACCGCCCACAAAAACGCGCCCCGCACAAUCGACUGCAUUGCAUAGUUUGCCAGAAGCUGCAGACGCGACAUGGGGAGCGGGAAUGCCAGAGCCAUCGGCUUCCCAAGCACCACUGACACCUCUAGACAAUCCUCGGAGGGUAGGACCAGCAUCUCGUCCUGCUAACUAUGCUGACAAGGAAGCUGCUUCCAAAUAUUCUGCCAAUGAACUGGAUUGCGGGGGUAAACACGGUCCUAAAGAUGGGCUGGAACAACCUAAGGAGAAAGGAAUUCAGUUGAAGACAAAAGGUCAUAAAUGUCCUGCCGAAGAUGUAUUGCAGGACUCCCCCACAAAACACACAAGAAGCAAGGCCGUGGAUCUCCCCCCCAAACGAUCCAAGAAGCCAAACUCCAGAUAUGCAGCAAACUUCAUCUGCUCAUAA
Messenger RNA from Suillus discolor, 684 nucleotides. RefSeq lists its product as uncharacterized. The record is from RefSeq and is a predicted model, not a curated record. NCBI's taxonomy places the organism in Eukaryota, Fungi, Basidiomycota, Agaricomycetes, Boletales, Suillaceae. Bases 1 to 684 code for a protein of 227 amino acids. The transcript has 3 exons.